Molecule: messenger RNA, 515 nt
Organism: Melopsittacus undulatus (budgerigar)
Lineage: Eukaryota; Metazoa; Chordata; Aves; Psittaciformes; Psittaculidae
Gene: TSPO
Product: translocator protein
Exons: 3
Coding region: 7-510 (167 amino acids)
Cellular component (GO): endoplasmic reticulum; membrane
Molecular function (GO): cholesterol binding
Source: RefSeq, a predicted model, not a curated record
GUUCCGAUGGACGUGGUGUCAGCCUGGGCCCCCGCAGUGGGUUUCACACUCCUGCCCCCUGCAGGAAGGUUCUUAGGAAGCGCUCUAACCAGAAAGCAAUUGACGGUGUGGUACGAAUCUCUGCAGAAGCCAUCCUGGUGCCCACCUGAUUGGGCGUUUGCUCCUGUUUGGGGAGCUAUCUAUACAUCGAUGGGAUACGGCUCCUACCUGGUGUGGAAGGAACUGGGGGGCUUCAACAAGAAGUCGGUGAUUCCUCUGGGUCUGUAUGCAGGGCAGCUGGCAUUAAACUGCUCAUGGACUCCAAUAUUUUUUAGAGCUCGCAAAAUGGGAUGGGGGUUGGUGAUUCUCCUGCUUGUGACUGCUACGGCGACAGCUGCAACUGUUUCCUGGUAUAAAGUCAACAAAACAGCAGCUUAUUUGAUGAUUCCUUAUCUAGCUUGGCUAACCCUGGUUUCUGCACUCAACUAUUGUGUCUGGAAGCACAAUCGUGACAAGAAGCAAUCCAAAUAAACAGU